AUGGCUCCACACUUCCAUAGCAGCGAGUAUUCCAACCUCUACCUGUCCACCAGGGAGAAGAACAAACUGAGAAAGACGGCGGUGGAGAAGAUGCGCAGAGAUCGCAUCAACAGCAGCAUCGAGCAGCUCAGGAAGAUGCUGCGGUCAGAGCUCCGCCAGCGGGACCCCAGCGGCAGGGUGGAGAAGGCCGACGUGCUGGAGCUGGCGGCCAGCUUCCUGAAGCGGUCUGCCACUGCUGCGGGGGCUCGCGGUGAGGGCCGGGACGCUCACGGUGAGGGCCGCUCUCAGUGCUGGAGUGACGCCCUGCACUUCCUGUCUGCCUGCCCCAAGGGACAUGCUGCAGUUCAGCAGCUCCUCCAUUUCCACAGCAGCCAGAGGGACACCCCGGGGUCACCCCCCGAACAGAGCCUGGUCCCAGGGAAGCAGGACAACUCUGCCCAGCCAACCCUCUGGAGGCCCUGGUAA
Molecule: messenger RNA, 465 nt
Organism: Megalops cyprinoides (Indo-Pacific tarpon)
Lineage: Eukaryota; Metazoa; Chordata; Actinopteri; Elopiformes; Megalopidae
Product: transcription factor HES-5-like
Exons: 2
Coding region: 1-465 (154 amino acids)
Biological process (GO): regulation of neurogenesis; anterior/posterior pattern specification; regulation of transcription by RNA polymerase II
Cellular component (GO): nucleus
Molecular function (GO): protein dimerization activity; DNA-binding transcription factor activity, RNA polymerase II-specific; RNA polymerase II cis-regulatory region sequence-specific DNA binding
Source: RefSeq, a predicted model, not a curated record